This is a messenger RNA of Acanthamoeba castellanii str. Neff, 1506 nucleotides long. RefSeq lists its product as uncharacterized. The transcript is spliced from 12 exons. Lineage: Eukaryota; Discosea; Longamoebia; Acanthamoebidae. The record is from RefSeq and is a predicted model, not a curated record. Bases 1 to 1506 code for a protein of 501 amino acids.
AUGGACCGGAUCAAGAACAGCGUGAAGCACAUAGCUGCCAUUUCCAAGGACCCCGAGUUCGAUACCUACCGAGACAAGCUUGAGGUCCAGAUCAAGCAGGUGGACCAAAUGCAAAAGUGCCUGGGCUCCUUUUACACCAGCCUCCUCGGGCUGGCGCAGUCGACGCUGGAGAUGGGGGAAAGCCUGGAGACGUUCUACGGGGACGGAAACGGCCGCGAGGUGGCCGCCAAGUUCCUCCUCACCCAACUCAAGCUCAAAAUGUGCUCCGAGGACUUGAGCGAGGGCACACAGCAGGCGAACGAAUCCUGGGCUCAGUACCGCGAGCGUUUAGUGGGCAUGCGCGGCAAGGUGGCAGUUCGGGACGAGAUGGUGGGGACGCUGCACAAGGCCAGCAUUCUCGUGGAGAAACGACGGCGCAAGUACGAAGCGAGCAAGGACAGAAAGCUAGAACGUCUGGCCAAGUUUGACCAGACGGUGGCUGCGCGAGACGCGCUACGGGCGGAAUUCGAGGAGAAGAACGCGGACCUCAAGCUGGAGCUGAUGGACCUCGACCUCAACCGAGCCCUACACGUCGAGUCCAUCGUCAAAAAGAUGAUGGACGACCAAAUGGAGUUCCUGGCGCACGUGUCGGAAGGGUGCGAGCUCCUGGACCAGGCGACGGCGAUCAAAACCGUCCGCGUCAUCCCCGUACCCACCCCACUGGCCAUCGACGCCAACAAGAAGAGCGAGGACGACGAGCGAGAGCAGAUCUCCAGCGGUGGGCUCUACGUGGCCAAGGAGCCGAGGAGCCCAAGCAUCGCGAGACAUGACCCGCUGUCGCCCUCCAGUCCCACCACCCCCUUGAGCGGCAGCGGCAGCUCACACCCCCUCUCCCUGUCCACGGGCUCGGCCCCACCGGUCCCGAUGAAGCCGAAGCGGACCGGCCCUGAGCCCAUCGCUGAACCGCAGCGACGCGGGAGCGCCUGCCCCAAGCCGCUCCCGAGGCUGCCCCCGGUCCCUUCGCCGGCGAGUGGCGGUGCGGCAACGCUGGUGGUCGAGCCGGAGCCGAUUUUGGUGCCCGUCCAGGCGCCGGACCAGCAUCUGGCCGACCCGAUCGUCACCACGCCCAGCCUCUCCUCCUCCUCGGACCCAUUCGCUAGCCACCAUGCGCCCAGGGCCGCCAUCUCGCCCACCCCAGGUCGCAAGGCGCUGCCCGGGCUGCCGAGUUUGCCCGAAGCCUCGCCGCCUGAGCCCGGCCUCAGCGGCAGUGGCUCGGCGCGGCGACCAGGAGGACCACCGCCCGCGAUGGGCAGCAAGCCCCUGCCGCCCGCCAAGCCUCAGCCCAGCCCUCAAGGCCUCAGUGGCAGCGGCAGCAAGAUCCUGCCCGUCCCGCCGCCCAAGCCCUCCGCGCUGUCGCCAGCAGCGCCACCAGCGACCACUCCCGACAUCGCCCCCGUAGCCACUCCCGCCCCCGUCGCUGCUGCGCCCACCCCCUUUGAUGACAACACCAUCCUCUUCCUGGGUUGA